UACCUUGGAAUAACCAUCCUGAAUUCUGUUUCUUAGGAAAAAUAGCUUUCCCUUGUGAUUUCCCCAAACAGGAAGGGGAACGCGUCCUACUCAGGCGAAAGGGAAAACCCGAGGUCGGCUUCCUUCGUCUUCUCUCUCAGAGCGGCCGGAGGACGACGACUGGCGGCGCAACUCAAUGACCUCAUCAUCAUCAUCUUCAUCCCCUUCCUUGCAGAUUCUCACGAGAGAACCAAGUGGGUUCUCUCUGAGCACCGGCCCACCGUUUGCAGAUGGCCAUCCCGGCGUCAAGCUCCAGGGCUCACCCUGCUCCUCGUCGUCCUUCAGCCCCGACGGCUCUCUGCUUCUCGCCGUCACCGACAGCAACGCCGCCGUGAGGCUCUAUGACACCUCAACCUUCGCCGAGACCCUCUCUUUCCAGAUCGCGGGCGUCGCUGCCGCGGUCAUCUCCCCCCGGUCCACCUACCUACAGACCUUCCGCAAGCCAUCCCCGGGCUCGCAACAGGAGAAGAAUGUUGUUCUCUGGAACACCACCACUUCCGCUCCCGUCUACGAGUUGUUCCAGAAGAAUAUCUCCAAGACCACGUGGCCGACUAUCAGAUUCAGCGAUGAUGAAUCCGUUGCUUGCCGGAUGGCGACAAACGAGAUACAGUUCUUCGACGCCAAGGACUUUUCGAAGGGCAUCCUCUACAGGCUCAGGAUCCCUGGACUAGUAGCAAUGGAGCUUCCGAAGUCGCCUGCCUCUCAUGUUGCGGCGUUCGUUCCGGAAUCGAAGGGAAUUCCUGCCAGCGUUCAGAUUUUCUCGUGCGAGAAGAAUUUACAGAGCCAGGCGGUUGCGCGGCGGAGCUUCUUCCGCUGCUCCUCGGUACAGAUGCUAUGGAAUCGCGGCUCCACGGGCCUUCUGGUGGUGGCGCAGUCGGACGUGGAUAAGAGCAACCAGAGUUACUAUGGGGAGACGAAAUUGAAUUACUUGACGACUGAUGGAAGCCAUGAAGGACACGUUCCUCUGAGGAAGGAAGGGCCAGUUCAUGAUGUUCAAUGGUCACCUUUGGGUACUGAAUUCGUCGUUGUUUAUGGAUUUAUGCCUGCAAAGGUGACCUUAUUUGACAAGAAAUGCAAUCCAAUCUUUGAGCUUGGAACUGGACCGUACAACACUCUCAGAUGGAAUCCUAGAGGAAAACUCCUAUGUGUGGCAGGGUUUGGUAAUUUACCUGGUGACAUGGCCUUUUGGGACUGCUCUGAAAAAAAAUUACUUGGAACUACAAAAUCUGAAUGCUCUGUAACAUGUGAAUGGUCUCCUGAUGGGCGGUAUUUGAUGACUGCUACAACUGCUCCUAGAUUACAGAUAGACAAUGGGAUUAAAAUUUUUCACCAUGAUGGGUCCUUAUACUAUAAGAAGAUGUAUGACAAGCUUUAUCAGGCAGAGUGGAAACCAGAGGCACUUGAUAAAUUUGGUGAUGUUGAAGAACUCACAAAAGCAGUCAAAGAGAGCUUCAAGAUUGAUUCCAGUAACAAAGGUUCAAAGCCUUUACGGCCUGCACAACCUUCACAGCCUUCUGUAAAAGCCAGCAAUCCUCCACAGAAAGCUGCUGCCUAUCGCCCACCACAUGCCAAAUCUGUAGCUGCAGUUCAGGCAGAGCUUUUUGGGGAAACUGGUCCAUCUGAGGAAAUAAGUAAGAAUGCAUUGAGAAACAAGAAGAAGAGGGAAAAACAACGUGAGAAAAAGGCUGCAGAAGCAGCAUCUUCUAUUAAUGGCUCUUGAUCUCCCUGAAAUUAUGCCAAAUAUGCUAGUCAAUUGGGAGGCUGCUGGGAGCUGAUUAUAUAGUCACUGCUUUGAAAUUAUUCGCUGGGUGCUGAUGAAGCUCUUUGACAGCUUGGCCUUUCGCCUUGCAGACGAAUGCUGAGUGUUGCUCUUAGUUGCAUUAUGAUCCAGGUUCCCAAGGGAUUCCAAAUUUUGGGGUGCAUAUAAGUAGAAAAGAAUACUUAAUUUCUGUAAAAAGAUUUGGCAUUGCACCAUGAGUCUAUGAUUGUGCACGUCCACAGUUUCUGAGGACUUUCUUUUGACGUCUUGGAUUUCUUUAUGAUGGGUUGAUGCACUUCCAGCUCUUUUAAGCUAAGCUGUCAAGCGUGGUGUCAGAUCUGAAAUUCUUGGACUCACUGGUGAGGUGAGAAGUGCUGUACCCUUUGAAAUGCUUGUAGCCUCUGAAAUUUUUGCACUUUUUGUCUUUAUUUUUGACAUCUGCAACAUUGAGGUGCUUAAUGUUAAUAAAUCCGUGGUUGCAAUUCUCCUA
Nymphaea colorata (pocket water lily) is the source of this 2288-nucleotide messenger RNA. RefSeq names its product eukaryotic translation initiation factor 2A. The transcript has 13 exons. Bases 176 to 1759 code for a protein of 527 amino acids. Gene Ontology annotation, cellular component: cytosolic small ribosomal subunit. Gene Ontology annotation, biological process: translational initiation. Gene Ontology annotation, molecular function: tRNA binding; mRNA binding; translation initiation factor activity. The record is from RefSeq and is a predicted model, not a curated record. NCBI's taxonomy places the organism in Eukaryota, Viridiplantae, Streptophyta, Magnoliopsida, Nymphaeales, Nymphaeaceae.